UUGCCGAGUCAUGGAUAGAUGUUGUUUGACACACACGCUACAAGGACAACCACCUCAGCGGCGCAGCGCGGACACCGUGUUAUGUAUGACUUUCACUCUCAGCACUCAGGCGCUAUAUAUAAAGUGUGUUGAGGCUGUUUGCAGCCGACUGCGCUGUAUUAGCUGUUAGCUAAUAGUUUUUAGCGGACGUGCUAGCUAACCUCUGUUACUGACAAGUGGAGUGUCUGCAACGCGUGAGGGUGACAGCAGCAACAGCCUGGUAAACAAGCUGCAGCCAUGGUGGUACUGCAGAGCUACUGCGAAACCAAUUUCUCCAUCUCCCACACCUGGGUGGAUGAAGGGAUCUCCCCCUGCUUCUACUUCACACUGGUCCCCACCAUCCUGCUCACCUUCGCCUUCUUCCUGGGCACCAUCCACUGCAUAUUCUACCAGAAGUAUGGCACAGCAAUGGAACCCAAGUUCAUCCCACGCUCCCGCCUCUACGGUUUCCAGCAGGCCAUCUCCGUCCUUCUCCUCGUCCAGUUUCUGAGUGGAAUGGUGUGGCGGGCUGCCAGUGGAGGAGAGCUCCCAGGCUAUGUGGUGCUGUACGGCUGCUUCUCUGCCCUGGCAUGGGCCUGGGCCAUAGCCCUGCUCAGGGUGGAGAGACGGAGGGUGCUGGUGAUGGACCGGACAAGGGGGCACAGCACAGUCCUGCUGCUGUUCUGGGCUGUGGCUUUCUCAGCUGAGAACUUGGCUUUCGUCUCCUGGUAUAGUCCUCACUGGUGGUGGGGGCUGGAGAACAAUCAACAGCAGGUGCAGUUUGCCCUGUGGUUGAUGCGCUACAUUUUCACCGGGCAGCUCUUCUUCAUUGGUCUCAAAGCACCGGGGUUGCCACGGAGACCAUACAUGUUACUGAUAAACGAAGAUGAGCGGGAUGUAGAGAACAGUGGACAGAGCCUGUUGGGCAGAACAGAAGACAACCAGUCUACCUGGCAGGGUUUCAGAAAGAAGGUCCGUCUGCUUGUUCCCUACAUGUGGCCCAAAGGCGACAUCUUUCUCCAGCUGCUGGUCAUCUUCUGUUUACUGCUGCUGGGAGUUGAGAGGGCUAUUAAUGUCUUUGUGCCCAUUUACUACAAGAAUAUUGUGAAUGAACUGACUGAUGGCAGCAGCUGGCACGCUGUGGCCACCACAGUGUGUAUUUAUGUCCUGCUCAAGUUCCUGCAGGGUGGAGGGGCAGGUGCCUCAGGCUUUGUCAGCAACCUGCGCUCUUUCCUGUGGAUCCGGGUGCAGCAGUUCACCAACCGCGUGGUUCAGGUGCGUCUGUUUGCCCACCUGCACGCCCUCUCCCUGCGCUGGCAUCUGGGCCGUAAAACCGGCGAAGUGCUGAGAAGCAUCGACCGCGGCACCUCCUCCAUUAACAGCUUGCUCAGCUACAUAGUGUUCAGCAUCUUCCCAACCAUCGCUGAUAUUGUCAUCUCUAUCAUCUAUUUCAUCACGUAUUUCAAUGCCUGGUUUGGCCUUAUCGUCUUCAUCUGCAUGGGCCUGUACCUCACUUUGACCAUCAUCAUCACUGAGUGGAGGACCAAGUUCAGACGAGACAUGAAUCAGCAGGACAACAAUGCCAAGUCCAAGGCUGUGGACUCCUUGUUAAACUUUGAGACGGUAAAAUACUAUAAUGCAGAGAACUAUGAGGUCGGGCGUUUUGAGGAUACCAUCUUAAAAUAUCAGUCGUCAGAGUGGAAGACCCAGGCGUCCUUGGCUCUCCUCAACCAAACGCAGAACUUCAUCAUCGGGUCGGGCCUGCUGGCCGGCUCCUUGCUCUGUGCUUACUUCGUGACUGAAGGAAAGUUCCAGGUUGGAGAUUUUGUCCUCUUUGGUACCUACAUCAUCCAGCUAUACACCCCCCUCAACUGGUUUGGAACCUACUACAGAAUGAUCCAGAAUUCUUUCAUUGACAUGGAAAACAUGUUUAAACUUUUUGAGGAAGAGGAAGAGGUGAAAGAUGCAGUAAAUGCAGGGAAUCUUCUCUACAAACUGGGAAGAGUGGAGUUUGAGAAUGUUUACUUCAGCUACACAAAUGGCAAGGAGAUUCUCAAGGACAUUUCCUUCACUGUACUGCCAGGACAAACCGUCGCUCUGGUUGGGCCGUCAGGAUCUGGGAAGAGCACCAUCAUUCGACUGCUCUUCCGUUUCUAUGACGUUCAGGGAGGAUGCAUUCGCGUCGAUGGCCAGGAUAUAGCAAAAGUGAAGCAGACAUCUCUGCGAGCUCAUAUCGGCGUGGUUCCCCAGGAUACCGUGCUUUUCAACGACAACAUCCGAGAUAAUAUUCGCUACGGUCGCAUCUCAGCUAGUGACCAGGAGGUGGAGGAGGCUGCUAUAGCUGCUGAUAUCCACGAUAAAAUCGUGGCCUUCCCUGAAGGUUAUGACACACAAGUGGGUGAAAGAGGUCUGAAACUGAGUGGAGGAGAAAAGCAGCGAGUGGCCAUUGCCAGAACAAUCCUUAAAGCGCCACAGAUCAUCCUGCUGGAUGAGGCCACAUCAGCGCUGGACACUCAAACAGAACGCAACAUCCAGGCCUCACUGGCUAAAGUCUGCACUAAUCGCACAACCAUUGUUGUAGCUCACAGGUUGUCCACCAUCAUCGGAGCAGACCAGAUUCUUGUUAUAAGCGACGGUCAGAUAGCUGAGCGAGGCGGACACGAGGAGUUGCUACUUAAGGGAGGCUUGUAUGCAGACAUGUGGAUGAAGCAACAGCAGGCGCAGGACUCAGAUUCCUCGUCAGACACAGAAGCCAAAGAUCGCAAGUCUGAGAAACUGCAGCCACCAACAACUUCUUCAGGCCACCACGGCCACUGAACGUAGUUUCUUUGUUUUGUUUUAAAAGAGAACUCUACAUUUUAAUUCCUCGUUUUCAUUGUAAAUAGUUAAUAGAUUAUUCCAAAGAGAUGAAACAGUCAGAUAGAUGAAAAUGUUAUUUAUUUGUAGAAUUUUUCAACUGAAUGUGCAAUGGCAGGUCAGGGAGAAAAGGGAAGGUGCCUUAACAAAACUGAGGAGGUAUAAACACGCUAUUAAAAGACAUUUGUUUUUAUACCCAGAGUAAGUAGUUGUGAUUAUGCCUGAGGUGGCACUCUGAGUGUUUGCCCGAUCUUGGUUUGAGGAUGUUGUUAUUUUUAGAAGCAUGUGUACCACCUUUUUAAAUAUUGUCUUUGUUUUUUUUUUAUAUUUAAACAGACUUUUGUUAGUUUGUGCUGCCUCGUAAAGGAGAGUUGCAAGAAAUGAGGGAAUAAAAACACUAAUCACAGUCUCAACACUGCACCUUGUUCAGCUGAUGAUUCUUUUUCCCUCCAAAUUAUAUUGUGUUAAUGACAAUUGGUUGGUGUACAAGCUGUCAGGGUUUUUAUUCAGCUUUGUUUGAUUUCUGAGCUCCGCUGGUAUUUAAAGUGACAGUUUUUUUUACGUGUAAGCAUCUGUAUACUUUUGAUCACUAAGAUAAAGUGGGAUGUUGUUGAUCAUCUGAAUCAUUGUGUUAUCUAAAUUGUCAAGGAUUAAUGAUUACACAAGAAGUUAAGGUAAAAUGUGGUAAUCUUGUGAUUUUUUUUGUGUGUGUGUGUUUUAAGCUGACUGGAUGAUUUACAUAUAAAGCUGUACAAUCCAUGUCUACCUGUCACUGGCAGUUAAAGACAAUAGACCUUUCUCAUGGUAGGCAUCCUGACUUGGUAUAAGGAUGUACUGGAGCCAAGUUAUCAGUUAGAUCUCUGCUUAUGUAUGUAUCCAUGGCCAGUGCAGCAGAAACAUGCACCAUUAUUCUCACAUAACAUAAUAUAUAAGCAUAUACAAUCAUAUACAUUAUUUCUGAAUAAGAAUUUGAUGUCUUACAUCUA
Messenger RNA from Toxotes jaculatrix (banded archerfish), 3860 nucleotides. RefSeq names its product ATP-binding cassette, sub-family B (MDR/TAP), member 6a (gene abcb6a). Gene Ontology annotation, molecular function: heme binding; ATP binding; ABC-type heme transporter activity. Gene Ontology annotation, biological process: heme transport; transmembrane transport. Bases 277 to 2835 code for a protein of 852 amino acids. NCBI's taxonomy places the organism in Eukaryota, Metazoa, Chordata, Actinopteri, Toxotidae. Gene Ontology annotation, cellular component: membrane. The transcript has 20 exons. The record is from RefSeq and is a predicted model, not a curated record.